Molecule: messenger RNA, 1275 nt
Organism: Chlorocebus sabaeus (green monkey)
Lineage: Eukaryota; Metazoa; Chordata; Mammalia; Primates; Cercopithecidae
Source: RefSeq, a predicted model, not a curated record
GGAGGCGGUUGUCAAGGCGACGUGGGUAGGAGGAGAGGACUGAGGGAGGAGGAAGGAUGGGCGGUGUUGGCGUAGCCGCAGGGAGGUGACUGGUGCGAGCCUGGCCUCUUGCAUCCCCCCCCCCCGUGUACCUCCCUCCCCUUUUUUUUCCGCCUUCUGCCAGCAGAAGCAGCAGCCGCAGCACCUGAGCCGCUACUGCCGCUCACUCAGGACAACGCUAUGGCUGAGCCUGGCCACCGUCUCUCCGCCAGAGGCAGGGGAACAACUGAGAGGCGCACACCCCGGCUGUUGCGGCUGCUGCUCUGGGCUGGGACCGUCUUCCAGGUGACCCAGGGAACGGGACCGGAGCUUCACGCUUGCAAAGAGUCUGAGUACCACUAUGAGUACACCGCGUGUGACAGCACGGGUUCCAGGUGGAGGGUCGCCGUGCCGCAUACCCCGGGCCUGUGCACCAGCCUGCCCGACCCCGUCAAGGGCACCGAGUGCUCUUUCUCUUGCAACGCCGGGGAGUUUCUGGAUAUGAAGGACCAGUCGUGUAAGCCAUGCGCUGAGGGCCGCUACUCCCUCGGCACAGGCAUUCGGUUUGAUGAGUGGGAUGAGCUGCCCCAUGGCUUUGCCAGCCUCUCAGCCAACAUGGAGCUGGAUGACAGUGCCGCUGAGUCCACCGGGAACUGCACUUCGUCCAAGUGGGUUCCCCAGGGCGACUACAUCGCCUCCAACACGGACGAAUGCACAGCCACACUGAUGUACGCCGUCAACCUGAAGCAAUCCGGCACUGUUAACUUCGAAUACUACUACCCAGACUCCAGCAUCAUCUUUGAGUUUUUUGUUCAGAAUGACCAGUGCCAGCCCAAUGCAGAUGACUCCAGGUGGAUGAAGACCACAGAGAAAGGAUGGGAAUUCCACAGUGUGGAGCUAAAUCGAGGCAAUAAUGUCCUCUAUUGGAGAACCACAGCCUUCUCAGUAUGGUCCAGAGUAUCCAAGCCUGUGCUGGUGAGAAACAUCGCCAUAACAGGGGUGGCCUACACUUCAGAAUGCUUCCCCUGCAAACCCGGCACGUAUGCAGCCAAGAAGGGCUCCUCUUUCUGCAAACUUUGUCCAGCCAACUCUUAUUCAAAUAAAGGAGAAACUUCUUGCCACCAGUGUGACCCUGACAAAUACUCAGAGAAAGGAUCCUCUUCCUGUAACGUGCGCCCAGCUUGCACAGACAAAGAUUAUUUCUACACACACACGGCCUGUGAUGCCAACGGAGAGGCACAGCUCAUGUACAAAUAG